AUGGAUUCUACUACACAAAAUAUUGAACAAGGUUAUGAGAAAACAAGUAACAAUCAUACUAGUCUUCCCACGAUAGCUAUCAGCACCAUGGUUCCCAACACUCCUAUCACUAUUGAACGAUUUUCCCAGAAUAAUUUCCAAGCAUUCAACGAUUCCGACAGGAGAUUAUUACCAACACCUUCAGGUGAUGAAAUGGGAUCUUUGU
Molecule: messenger RNA, 205 nt
Organism: Dentiscutata erythropus
Lineage: Eukaryota; Fungi; Glomeromycota; Glomeromycetes; Diversisporales; Gigasporaceae
Source: the annotation of a GenBank genome assembly